AAUGCUAAAUUAAAGUAAUCAUUUGUAGUUUUAUUAUAGAGAAUUAAUUGAAGACUAUGUACCUCAUUCUUUCUUUGCAAUAAGUUUAAAUGAACAUAACAAUUCAUUUUAAUUAGAAUUCAUAAAUCAAGAGGCCAAGUAUUAAUUAAAUAUUGAAGAUACAAAAUCUAUGAUUGAAGUUUUAAGGAAUACAUAUGUUGUACAUAAGAAUUAAAUCCCUACAUUUGUAGAUUUAUCUUCUAUUCCAAUGCAUAAAUCAGGAGAUAUGUCAAUAAAGAAAGUAUAGAUGAAAAGAUAAACGUUGGAAGAGUAUUCUUUUUAUAAGAUUAAACAAAAUUUAUCUAUAAAAUAAGAUGAUCCUAAGAUUAUUGAGAAUUUAGAUGGUGUUUAUUUUGAUGAUUAAAAAUAGAACAAUAAAAUUCUAAGUAUAGAUAUAAGAUAAUUGACUUAUGGAAAAAAUUAUUUAUUAUUUAUUUUAAAAGAAGAGAAACCAUAAUAAAUGAUGUCAAAAAAUGAAGAAUAAAUCAAAUUUCUAAAUAAGAUUAUCAUUUCUGUAUCAAAUCAAAUAUUGACAUCAUUAUCUAAUCUUUCAAAUGCUAUCUUAAGUCUUAAUUUAGUAGGUAAUGAAAAAGUAUAAUCUAUUAAAUGCUUAAAUUUAUAAAUUAUGAAUUAAUUUUAAAAUUAUUACUAUUUUGUAAAUGCUUGUAAAAUAAACAAUGAAUCAGUAAGUUAUAAAAUUGUUAAUUUAAAGAAUUUUAUAAGCAAUUUAGAACCUUAUUUUUCAUCAAUGUCAAAUGCAUUAAAAAAAAGAUUUGUUAUUUAAUUGAGUUUAGAGGAUUUUAAUGUUAAAAUCAAUUCUAAAUUUCUUUCUUAAAUAGUUAUGAAUAUAUUUGAAUAAUGUUUAGCUUAAGCAGAUAUCAAUACAAAUAUAACAUUAACUGUUACAACAGAAUUGAAUUUAAAUCCAUUGAAAUAAGAAAAUAUUCCAUUAGAAAAAAGUUGUAUUUAAGAAUUUGAUUUUAUUAAAAAGGCGGUUAUGGAAUCAGAAGAGAGUCCCACAAAAACAGAUUUUUAGAAGUUAAUCAAAUUUGAGUUUUCUUUUUUUACUGAAAGAUAUAUAGAUCUUCAACCGCAAACUUAAAUAAUAUUAAAUCCUUAGACUUUUGAAGAUUUUUAAUUUAAUAACAAUUAAGAAUUUCUAUUAACUCAUCCAAUAACUAAUUUUUUACUUAAAAAAAUAGGUCCUUAUAAUUCAGUCUAGUAAUCUUAAAAUACAUAUUAUGAAAACAAUUCAGCAUAAAAAGAAUUCAUGAAUGUAUUUCCUUCUAUGAUGGAUUUAAUUUAAACACAUAAUGUAUAUUAAAAUAAAUUAUCCUUCUAUAUCUACACUGACUAAACAUAAUUAACUUAAUCAUUUAUAAAAUAUGUGCAUUAGAAAUCAUUUUUGGAUUCUUGA
Molecule: messenger RNA, 1456 nt
Organism: Paramecium pentaurelia
Lineage: Eukaryota; Ciliophora; Oligohymenophorea; Peniculida; Parameciidae
Source: the annotation of a GenBank genome assembly